UGUUUAAAUUUUGACAUUCGUAUUGUUAGUUAAGGUUAUAUUUAUUAUUUUCUCAGCAUAAAAUGGUGUUCCUUUGCGAGAAAUUUCUGUAAAUAACCUUGUGAAAGUUAGGCGUACUUUAUGCCAUUACGGUCAUAUAGUUUUAGUGUUAUACCUAAGAAAUAAACUGGAUAAAUGAGUAUGCCGGCGAACGAUCCCGGUCUGGAGCAUUUCCAGCAGUUUCCGUCGCACAGAAUCAUUGUGAUCCAUCCUGGGUCACUUUAUGUGCGUAUCGGGAGAGCCUCGGACUUGUUACCAGUGAAGCAACUGCAUUGCAUCGCGAGGAAACGCCGUCCGGGCGGCAAGAUUUAUCGAGACCCAUUCGUGCCUCCUAGUGUGCCAAAAACAAAAGAAUUAAUAGAAGAGCUUGAAGAAUGUCGGCUUCAAAUAUCGCAUACACUGCAGUCGUGCAUGCAGUCUAACGGGGCGAGGCGAUACGCGACACCUCCGCAGCAAAUAGCCGCGUUUAACCGCCGGUCCUUACCAGAAUGUGUGAACGACGGCGAACCAUGGCCCCAAGUACAGUGCGAUAUCGUUGUUGGCGACCUAGUGCUAGACAUUGACCCAGAACUACCUUAUAAUGUCCAUUUCCCAUACAGAAGAGGGGAUUUCAAUAUCCAUUCAGAAGUUGGUGGCUCAAUCUCAUCAGUACUUAAUGAUUUGUACACUAUUUGGAGUUCUAUCAUUGAGUUUAAACUAGGAAUACCUUUAAUAGAGCUCAUAAAAUACAGAUGUGUGUUGCUGAUACCUGAUAUUUAUUCCAGGAGUCAUUUGAAGUAUUUAAUGUCAUUGUUACUCAAAGAUUUGGGAUUCGGUCACUGUUUUCUAGUGCAAGAAAGUGUUGGAGCUACUUUUGGAGCUGGUAUAGGAUCUGCAUGUGUAGUGGAUAUAGGAGACCAGAAAACAGCGAUUUCAUGUGUUGAAGACGGCAUCUCUCACAAGACAACAAGACUCAGAAUGGAUUAUGGAUCUGGAGACGUCUGUCAAACACUAUCUUGGCUGUUCCACAAAAGUGCAUUUCCAUACAAAGAUUGGAAUGAGAAUAUUCCAAGAGACGUCAUGUUGAUGCGUACCAUGUAUGAAGAUUUUUGCCAUGUCAACUUGGAUGUGUGUGGGCCGCAAGAAAAGACCUUUUUAGUUGACCAUCCUGGUGAUGUUGUCAAUAAAUAUACCUUACAAGUAGGUGAUGAGUGUAUCAUAUCACCACUGUCGCUGUUUUACACUGAUUUACUCAAAAUAACAGGCCUGAAAGCUACAAAGAUACAGAACAGGCAGGCAAGUGACCCAGAAGAUCCUUUCGAUGCAGAAUUUCUAAGAGAAACAGGGAGAAAACGAGAAGCAGUUGAUACAUCGGCAAAUGACAGCCAGCAGUUGGAACAAGUUAACGAAUCUCAACCCCAACAGAAUCCAGACGAAGAUAUUGUCGUCGACACAUUAGAAGGAGUAACUGGUGACGUUGUUUCGUUAGCACCAGGACAAGUGUUGGCUUUAGACGCAGCAAUAUUACAAAGUAUAGACCGUUGCCCCAGUGAGGAGCUAAAGCGUAAAAUGUACAGCAGCAUUUUAAUUGUUGGUGGAGGGGUAAAAGUACAUGGCCUGAACAUAUGGUUACAAAACCGGCUGGCUUUGCAGAUUCCCUACACAUACAAAACGGAGCAAUUAGAAAUUGUGACGUCCCCAAAAGACAUUGAUCCAGCCAGUACGGUAUGGAAGGGGGCUGCAGUCAUGUCCUGCUUAGAGUCAGCUAUUGAGUUAUGGAUCAAUCAAAGUGAAUGGAACAAGUUUGGCCUUAAGGUCUUAAGAGAAAGAGCUCCAUUUAUUUGGUGACAGUAGGCCUUUUGUCGUGCAGUAGCAGUAACUGUCAGUACUAUUCAGAGGCGGAGGACAGGAGUCCUAGUACGGCUUU
Molecule: messenger RNA, 1945 nt
Organism: Pectinophora gossypiella (pink bollworm)
Lineage: Eukaryota; Metazoa; Arthropoda; Insecta; Lepidoptera; Gelechiidae
Gene: Arp8
Product: actin-related protein 8
Exons: 1
Coding region: 175-1866 (563 amino acids)
Biological process (GO): regulation of DNA-templated transcription; double-strand break repair
Cellular component (GO): Ino80 complex
Source: RefSeq, a predicted model, not a curated record